Messenger RNA from Pseudonaja textilis, 4920 nucleotides. NCBI's taxonomy places the organism in Eukaryota, Metazoa, Chordata, Lepidosauria, Squamata, Elapidae. The record is from RefSeq and is a predicted model, not a curated record.
AAUCAGCUGCUCCUAUUAAUCAAAUUUUUAUACUCUCAGCCAACUAAGUACUUUUUUUUUCCCUCCUAGGAAAAAUUUCAUAGAACUGUAAGUUUUCUUUAAAAAAAAGCCCAUUCAAUUAUUCAAAGGAUUUUAUUUUCAGAUGGAAUCGAAAACUAUCUGGCAUAUCAGACUACCUGAGUUAUAACUCCAAACAUCUAUUGGUCAUGCUGCUGGGAACAGCUUUUUGCAAAUUGGACUACAAGUACCUUACCCUUGCUGUCAGACAACAGGUUCUGAAGGCAAAGUUAUAUACCAGGAUCUCAGAGAUGUUUAUCAAGAUUUAGAAGAAAGCCAAAAGCCAAAAAAAUCAUAAUCACUAACUCAGUUCAAAGAUUGGAGGAGUUUUUUGAGGUAGACUACUUUAGCCUCUUGCUAGAGGAGCUUCAAGAGUUUCAAGACAGGAUCUUUUUUUUCCUGCUACUACCACUCUUGCCAGGCUGGCAACCAUGGGGGAAAAGUCCCAUACUUGCCCUUACUGUGGGAAAGGUUUUCGGCGAAACUCACACCUUACUCGGCAUUUGGCUACCCACUCUGGAUUGCAGCGCCCUUUAGGUGGGAAACGUCUGGGACAGCAGGUACCAGAGGAAGACCGUCCCUUCAGCUGCAGUUACUGUGGGAAGACUUUUGCCCGCAGUGCCCACCUGGCUCGGCAUCAGGAAACUCAUUCUGGGGAGCGACCCUACAAGUGCACCUACUGUGGCAAAGCCUUUGGGCGCAAUUCCCACCUGACCCGCCACCAUAGCACUCAUACUGGAGAGCGCCCCUAUGAAUGUGGUGUCUGCGGCAAAGCUUUCACCCGCAGUGCUCAUGUCACUCGCCACCAAGGAACUCACACUGGAGAACGUCCUUUCCGCUGCACGCGUUGUGGAAAAUGCUUCACCCGCAGUGCCCAUCUCCAGCGCCAUCAGGGCAUCCACAGUGGGGACAAGCCCUUCUCAUGCAGAGACUGUGGAAAGGGGUUCACCCGUUAUGCACAUCUUGAGCGUCACCGUGCUACGCAUUCAGGAGAGAAACCCUUUAAAUGUGCCAGCUGUGGUAAAGGGUUUGGGGCUGCCUCUCACCUUGUAAGACACCAGAAAACUCAUAAAGUUUAACAGCUGGAUUUGUGCCUGCUACCAUCCAACAAGUAUGAGAAUUGGCCAGUAUGAAGUACUUGGGCUUAUCCUUUGACUUUAUAUCUCUUUUCUCCAUUCUAAAAUCUACUUUUAGAGGGAACUGAGUUCAACCCAUUCAAUAAUAUUUACACCUGGCCUGCAGACAAAUUGAGGUACAUUGAGCUUUUGCCGCUUCAGUUCAGCAGCACCUACCCAUAGCAAAAAAAAAAAAAAAACAAUUUUAGAUGGUAAAACAGCAAACUAUUCUAAUUUUUUUCCCUUUGGGAAAAAGAAAUCUUAGAGAUGCCAGUCAUUUGUGGUUUUGUGUGUGCUUUUACUCAGUUAUAUAAAUAAAUGCUGUAUUUAACUCCAUCUUUUCUGGUAAGAACUAUGUCGGACUUAUGCAUUUAUGACUCUCAGGCAAGUGUUUCAAAAUCCCCUGCCUUGUCAUCCAGCAUUAUCUACAUUGCACAGUUAUGAUGAAACAAUCUGAAUCAAUAGAAGCAUCUUUUUGGCAAUUCCCUUGAAAUGUAAUUGGAUAAAUUAUUUCAUCAGCUUUGGAUUUUGAACCUGUGGCCUGAUCAUAUUGUGUUAGAACAACGUGCCAUGCUCACCGAAGAGACUAGCAUUGGAAUAGGGAGUCAUUAUGCCUGCAUCUUAAGUUCUUCAGUAGCCUGUAGCAGCAGAAGGAAAUUUUGUUGAAUCUGAAGCCAAUUCUAAAGAUUUGUCUAUCUCUUCCAUGCCUCUCAAGACGUUGAGGCUUGAUUUGCAAUCGUCUAACUACAAGUGGUACCUGCAACACCAUGUUGCAGCAUAGUAUAUUCCUAGACCAUGUAGCCAUAUCAUCUUUCAGAGAUAACUCAACUUAUUUUUCUCUUCAUUUGACCUGUUUCGUUUAAUAGCAUGCUGGAGCUCCUAUUUAUGCUCUAACGUUGAUUUUCUUUUUAAUUUUAUUUUUUGAAGGGAGAAAAUUACUGCCUUUGGAUUUUCCAAUUAUUUUUCUAUGUUUUUGCAAAUUUUGGUAUUGGGACAUGCUGAUAACUUGCCUCUUAUUUCUCAGUAGCCCUAUUUGGGUUACAUAGCCAUUAUAAAUGUACAUGUUUUACCAGAAAUAUUGAUAAUUAUUCAUAUCCAGUACUAGAUAUCUUUUGUGGGAGAAGUAAAGAAUAGACCAAGACUUUUAUCAAGUGAAACUGCAAUGUGAAACUACAAAAAUUUCAAGACUUUUCCAUUGGAGUAUAUAGUUUUUACAUCUUACUUGUCUUGCAUCUCCCAAUCCUCCAACUUUAGAGAAUCGGAACUAUUUUUCUUUUUUAUAAAUAAUAAUAAUUGCUAGCAAAGUUACACUGAUAAAUUUUCUUGCCUAACAACAGUGUGUUCUAGUAUCGGUAAAUAAAUUAGACUCAAAUUCAACAAAUCAAAUUGUUGAAAAACAUACUGUAAUUUUUAGUUUAUUUAAACUCCCAUUUUUAAUGGAAAAGAAAAUUUUAAAUAAUUGCUGUCUCAACAGAAAGGGAACUGUAGAAGAAAUGUAUGGAGACAGCUGGAACCUUUAUCAGAAAUUUAAAGUAUAACUCUGAAUGUCCUGCUGUUCUGAAGUGCAUCAGAAGACUAGAAGAGGCAGCAGGUAGUUUUUUUUAUCUGGAAUUCCAGAUAAACUAUGGUUAUCCAAACUUGCUAAGCUAUCACAGCAAUUUAUUGUCUAUUGCUGAUUUCCGUCUGCCUCUUGAUAUGUGGUUCUUUGUGGAAGUGGGAUUCCCAGAAUGUUUAAAAGCUCUGAUCAUGCAAGAACCUGAUGAUUUUCUUACAUCAAGGAUGCUUGUACAGAGUGCUGACUAUGCCAAUGAUUUGAGUUAUACAUGGCAUUUGGAUCCGUAAACAGCUAUAGGCAACUUGUAUGGACUGGUAAUAACUUGGGCUGCUUGAAACCAGAAAAAUUCAGCAGUAAGACUGAAGUUAUGCAGCGAAACUGUCAAAAAGGAUUUCCAAAAAAGAAACAAAUAAUAGAUGGGAAUAAUUAGAAAUAAGAACUAAUCACAACUUGCAAAAUAUACAUGAUUUUACUUGAUUGCCAAAUAAGCAGGGCUUUUAGCCGAAGUGAAUUAUAUUUGAAGGAGCCUUAUACAAGAUAUGGUCAGCUAUUCUGAAUUCAUUCUAGUUACCAGAUGGAGGAAUCAUUUCCUGUAUAUUCCAGCACUUCUUUGAUGAUUAUCUUGCUCCAGCAUUAGAAAAAACAUUUUUGAACAUUUUAAUCAAGGAUUAACUGUGAUUGCCAUUCCUCCAUGCUAUUGCAAAUCUUUGUAUUCAACUUAAAUUCCAUAUACACUACAUUAAUUCUGUAAUACACCAGCUCUUUCUUCAGAAUAUGAAAAGCAAAUGGCAGUACAUUUUCUUUUAAUUUUCUAUGAUUUGAAAGCUGCAUUAAGUUGGACAUUUGUUUUUCUUUCUUUCAAGUUGAUAGAACAGACACUACUUUAUUUGCAUAGUAUUCUAUGUUGUAAAAAUGUGUGAUCAUUGGUUGCUUUUUAGCAUUCCAGGAGGCAGCAGUUGCUGAACUGUCUUGAGAUAUUCUCAAGAACUUUACUAAGACAGGGAAACACUUCCUCUCGCAUUGGUGGGGACUACCCCAAAGAUGCAUUUUCAAGAGGCAACUGGACUUUCUUGUUUUUCUUUGAAGAUAUUUUUGUUUCACAUCCAAGAAGCUUCUUGAGCUUUGGGGGGAAUAUUUGUUUUGCUAAAGUUGGAGCUGGUCAAUUUAAAGAAUAUAAGUCAAGAAUUUCCAGUCUUGCUCUAGUAAAUGACAAUGAUAUUUUUUUCCAAAUUGGGAUUCAAUUUAUUUUAUUGUUGAUAGCUCCUAUUAAGCUACUGUAAUAUGCCUGGUUUCACAUAUUGCAGUAAGUCAUUAUAGCUCUUUUGUUUAUUCAGGAGAGGUAAACAUGUUGCAUGAAGCCAACCAUUGUGAUUUGUAAAUUAUGGUUUAUAGUGUAAUAUGUGCAAAUUGUCAGGUAUAGUUCAGUAAAGCAUCAUUAAACAACCGUGGCAUAAUGGAGUCUGUGAGGCUAGCCAUUGCCUCCCAUUAAACAUUGAGCUUAGGAAUGGAGUAGAAAGUUACUUACAUGUAAUUCAAUCUGAUCAUAGGCAAUUUUUUAUCUUCUCCAUUUUAUUCAUUCUAGAACUGCAUAGAAGAAUCCAAAUCUCUCUGUCAAAAUGUGACUGUGUGCAGUUUGUGUUUUAGAAUCUUAACAUCAGUAGGGCAAGUUUGUCACAGCUAUCUUAAAUUCCAUGGCUUUCAGUGGCACUAAAAUCCCAAUCAGAUAUUCUUCAAAUAAUGUUGGCUUAUACUUAUGUAAUCCUCCAGCUUGCAAAGAUUAUACAGGCUAGAAGACUCAGCACCCCUGAAGGAUAUUUACUGAGAAUAGCUGAACUGGAAAAACUUUUGACAGAUUGACUACUAUCAUUAUUCCAUUAAACCCUUUUCCUGAUAUAGCUUAGCCAUGCCCCAUAUUAUGGAUGUAGAUUUCUGCUUAAAAAACAACAGUUGUUAAAACUUUAGUCAGCAUAUUGAUGGCACAGAAGAGAAAUGCAAGUAGUCUUCACUUAACAACCACAACUGGGACCAGCAAUUUUAUUAUUAGGUAAGACAGUCAAGUGAGAUAUUAUGUCACUACAACUUUUGCUUUUAUUGCCAACUUCUCCAUUGACUGUGUUUAUCAGAAGUUACCUGUGAAGUGUGCAAAUGGCAAUCACAUGACAGUUGUAAAUGCCAACCGGUUGUGAGGCACUU